AUGAGACUGGACUCUUCGCUGGCCACCACUCUGGGCAUCCUCCAAAAGCCUCACGAGCUUUUCAUGCUCCCUCCCGGUCUGCCGUCCUGUUGCGUGAGAGACGGCGGGAUUCCUGGCCUAGCAGUCGCGCCCCAUGCCAAAGACCACUUCCCCCAGAAGCAGGACUGGUCGCUCCUGAGCCUCGAACGACCUCCACGCGAAGGAAGAAGGGAGCUCAGGUCCAGCGCCAGCGGCGGAAUGACCCCCGAGAGCAACGCUCGCGGAGGCAGACCAGAGACCUCGCGUUCAGAAGUGCAGGGUUGCAACAGAAAAAGGGGGCUUCUCCGGAGCAGAUGCCUGACAGCGCGCGUCCCCAGCCGGCCUCCCUCGGCCAGGCGGUGCCGUGGCUUCCUGGGGCCCGCCUGCCAAGGGCGUGGCCCUGCCGCAGGAGGCCUCGAGGAAUGUGCCCUCGAGGAAAGGGUGAAACCCAAGCGCCCCGGCCUCCAGCGCCCCAAAAAGCAAGAGGGAAAGCACUCCAAUAAGGGGCGACUUGCCACCCCUGGAGGGCACCCUGGUCGGGCGGGGGGGAGCCCCCAAGCCAGUCUGCGGGCUCCAAAGCACCAGGCAGCCCCCCCUCUCCCCGGGAGGAGAGGCCAGCAGCCACACGUGCACCUCCGAAGACCUCGCCAUUUUGCUGGACGUGACUCCUGCCGAGGCGCCGGGGCGGCGACGACGAAACGCAGCAGCCCCCGCACCCCGGGCCGGGCCAGCCCCCUCCCCGAAGGCGGCGGCGCCGGGGCCCCCAGAAGGCGAGGCGGCCCCGGAGCCUACCCGCCCGCGGCGCCCCCCCCCCCGGUCCCCGUCCCCGUCCCCGUCCCGCGCCGCGCGCCCUGCCAGCCCCGCGCGCGCCCCACUUACAGCCAGCAGCAGCGUGGCGAAGAUCAGCGCCCAGCAGCCGCCGCCGCCGCGCCUCCGCGCCUUGCCGGCUCCCAUUUGCAGAAGGCGCGGGUUCAAGUCCUGCCCGGGCAGCCUCGGUCCGACCCGCGGGUGCUCCUGGCGCCGCUCCCCAGCCGGCCGCGCAUUCGCCUCCUUCCGUGCGGCCAGUCCCCGCGCAGCGCCGGCGGCCGAGAGCGUAGGGCAAAUUUUGGCCCGCAGACGGUCAUCGUGGCCAUCCCCAAGGAGAGUCUGAAAAUGCGGCAGUGCUGA
Elgaria multicarinata webbii is the source of this 1185-nucleotide messenger RNA. Its product is annotated as collagen alpha-1(I) chain-like. Bases 1 to 1185 code for a protein of 394 amino acids. The transcript has 7 exons. NCBI's taxonomy places the organism in Eukaryota, Metazoa, Chordata, Lepidosauria, Squamata, Anguidae. The record is from RefSeq and is a predicted model, not a curated record.